Molecule: messenger RNA, 1047 nt
Organism: Penicillium nucicola
Lineage: Eukaryota; Fungi; Ascomycota; Eurotiomycetes; Eurotiales; Aspergillaceae
Exons: 2
Coding region: 1-1047 (348 amino acids)
Source: RefSeq, a predicted model, not a curated record
AUGAGUGGUAAAUUACGUGCCCCAUUCCUACUUUUUGUUACGUUCAAUAUCAAUGUAUGCUCACUCUGCUAUGCUGCUCUUGUCCGAGGAUCCGCUCCGAAGUUCUCCACGAGGAACAACAUCAAUGUUACUCUGUCUCACCAUUAUCCCGACGUUCUCAAAGAUCUCACGCUUACAGAAGAAUACCUUAUCGCUAAGUCCCAUCCUGUUGGGGCGAUUUUGAAGCUACGCCCUGGAGGGCGGUCAUCACCCGCAAACUACCAUGCGUUACGCGGCCAUUUUAUUAUCAUACCACAGGAUCCAAAACCGCUUCUUCAAAUACUGCCUAGCCCGGAGCUCCAAUUCACGGAGCUUGUUAAGGUUUUCUGGAUGGGUCGACAACCCCCGAAGGACGCCGAUCUACGACCUUUCCUGAUCGUGCGAAAAAACAGGGUCCUCGCUGCUUUGCAAUAUCUGAUUCAGCACAACCCGCUCUAUCAAGAUGUCACCAUCUCUCAUUCCACCAUGGAAAACUGGCCUGACGAUUUUGUUCCGUCGGCUCUGCAGCAGGACAUUAUAUGCUUGGAUGAGACCGAUCUUGACGAAAGGGCUGGUUACAGUGUUGACUUACGAGGGGGGAACUGUGAGAAUGACUGGCAAGCUGCAAACGAUGCUCAAGGAAGCUUUACCGAAGACUCAAUUCCAGUCACUGCUUCAGUUACAGUUGAUCUGAAUGGAGAUCGUUACAACCCUGACCUACGUCUCCUCAGUACAAUACAGUCCCUUAAUGACCAAUCACCAUGUGAAACGCGCCCUCAACUUAUUUCCACUAACCAGACGAUUCAGGAAAUGUCAUCCAGCCGCUCGCACCACCGCUCCCCUGUGAUUGAAUACGGUGUCCGAGGGCAAGCUUUACUUCUCAAUCAAUGGGAAGAUCCUCAUUACUUCACGUCUGCUUUCCCUACACUUUUUCCCACUGGCAGAGGGGGGCAUCUAGAUGACCGGCAUGUUGCCGUGUCGCUCGCUGCUUUUGCUAAGUGGGCACUGAGCCAUCACAGCCGAAGGUAG